GAGAUUCAGGAUGGAAUAAAACCCGCAAGUGGUAAAUUGAAGUGAGCCGAAAAUCUCUAUUUUCUGAUGCCUUUGAGAAAGUAAUUGAAAGAAUAACGUGGACAUGGCUUUGAUUCUCACGGAAACCGCUAGCAUCAAGAAGGCUGUCGGUCUUAUAAAUGAGAUUGACUCUUCAAAGUUCCCUCGACUUUUACAACGGAUUAUUCAGAAACUGCAUCUUCGGGAUGAACUUUCCUUCACAGAAGAUGAGGAAGAGAAAUUAGAGGAUGCUCUCGGAAUGCAAAGGAAUGACUUAGAACUUGUCUUAGAGACAACAGCUUUCAUCCUUGAACAGGCAGCAUAUCAUCUGACCAAACCAGCCAACCUUUCUCAGCAGCUUCAAAGCAUACAUCUCGCUGAAGAAAAGGUAUCUCUGUUUACCAAAGCUUGGACAUCACUGGGUAAAGAUGUUGUUGAGAAACUCAGAAAAAGAACACUUUCUCCAAAUCAGCUGACGGACGUGAAUUGGAGACUGAACCUUCAGAUGUCACAGCAGAACCAAACCAAGCUCAAGAUGCCCAAUGCCAUGUUAGAGCUGGGAAUUACUACCGACCAUGGAGACAAAGAUAGGAUACGAAUGGAGUUUACUCAUGAAGAACUCUUUGCGUUCUAUAAUCAGUUGGAAACUGUACAAGGACAAUUAGAUUCUCUGAGCUGAUAAUAAGAUGUAAAUAUUCUGCAAAGAGAACACACAAUCCUCCUGUUCCAGGUCAAUUAUUGAACUUUAAUUACUCACUGGAAGAGACACAACUCCAUGCAAACAUUUGUAAAAUAUUUACCAGAUUACUAACUCUUGCUGGAGAACGUGGGUAGUAUUGAAGCGUGCCUAGUAAAUUUGAAGAUCGGUAGAAGCUUGAACCUACCUUAUGAUUACCCCUAAAGGAUGAAAAGUUUUCUGAAUAACUAUUGAAUCAUGAAAGCAAUUCUUAUUUCUCGCAUGUUCAAUUUAUGUCAAUCAGGAGGCUCUUUUUAUAUUGUUAGUACCUGUGAUAUGGACACCAAAUUGACACAAACUGAACAUUGUUUCCAAUUGCAAUCUUUUGGGGACAUCAUUCGGAAGCCUUUGCAGAAAUGGCUGUCGCAUGUCGAUAUAUAUUUUUGUCAUAUGAACUUGCUGGGGAGUACAAGUCUAAAGGAGAUAUAGAGGAAAUUUAAAGAAGAAAUGACUCAAGACUAUGUUGGUUUUAGAAGUAAAAUAGAAUAGUAAUGAUAAUUAUUAUAUUUAUAUUUUAUAUAAAUGGUAGCCCCUUUUCUAAAUGGUACAAGGUGCUGGCCCUUGGUCUGUGAACAAACUAAGAAGGUGUUGGGGUAGGUAUGUUUUCAAUGGAUUGAAAGGAUUUGAAGCAAGCCUGCUUGGGGGAAACAGGGGAUUCGAUAUCUAGAACUGAUAUAACUGAUGCCUUUCAAGUUUGUAGUUUGUUCUUCCAGAACAGACCCUAGAAAUAACUUUCUAUGCACAGUUUCCAUCAAUUAAAAGGUGCACUUCAAUUUCAGUACAAGCCAUCAGUCCAAGAUAAUACUUGUCAAACUGUGAAUGUUGCAUUGUAAACUUGAUAGCCAAGUACCAGUAAAUAUGCGAGUGACGAUUCUGUAAUACUGUUUAUUGAAUGUUACGCUCGCAUUGCUCUGAUACAAUAUGUAAAACCGUAUUUCUUAUGCAUUCCAGCGCAUCAUUUUAGGUUGGAAAAAAAAAAUCCAAACUUGGAACUAAUUGUCAUUUAAUUACCAAUUGAUCAUUCUGUAUUUUUGUUCUUGGCUUCUCUCGUAAAGAUUUAUCAUAAAAAAUCACAAGUUUCUUAAUUUAAAAUACUCUACUUAUCAUAUCAUAGUAUUAUAAUUUUUAUAAACAGCUUGCCACACUUAUAUAUUUUGUGGCACUCAUUUUGUAUAUUUAUAUGUAUAUUAUAUCGAGGCAUAUUUGCCUGUACCUUAUAGUGAAUGAAGGUCAAGAUGUAGAAAAUAAAACACAUUGAAAUAUAA
This is a messenger RNA of Strongylocentrotus purpuratus (purple sea urchin), 2019 nucleotides long. RefSeq names its product COMM domain-containing protein 10 (gene commd10). NCBI's taxonomy places the organism in Eukaryota, Metazoa, Echinodermata, Echinoidea, Camarodonta, Strongylocentrotidae. The record is from RefSeq and is a predicted model, not a curated record. The transcript has 7 exons. Bases 104 to 697 code for a protein of 197 amino acids.